AUGAAAAAAAAAUUCAAUGGCGUUCUGUACUUCUUACCUGCCUUCGAUGCUCAGCCCCCUCCAAAACUAGACGUCAUUUUUUUUGAUUCCAAACAGAAGAAGCUCCGAUUGGGGCACCCCUACUCGAUUUCUCCACUUUUAAUAUAUUGGAAGUUAGUUUUUCAUCUAUACUAUGCCCCCAUCGAAAAAGAGGUCGAAUUAAGGGGCAACUUCAUUUUCGUCAUUCAGAAGGGGCUCCCAAUAUUCCAAGAGGAAAUCGACACGGAGAAGCUCUGCUCCUAUGCGUGCAGCUUUGGGGCGUUUCAGAGCAUCGAUUGA
Molecule: messenger RNA, 318 nt
Organism: Plasmodium cynomolgi strain B
Lineage: Eukaryota; Apicomplexa; Aconoidasida; Haemosporida; Plasmodiidae
Exons: 3
Coding region: 1-318 (105 amino acids)
Source: RefSeq, a predicted model, not a curated record